GCUCUUGAGCUCGACCUAUUUCACUCUCACAGCUUCCGUCAUCGAUAGGAGGUAGUACACAAUAUCAUUUAGAUCAUACCUCGCAAAUUAAUUGCAUGAUCGCUUUCGCGUCCGAAGCCAGAAGCCGCCCAAAAUGGCCAAGACAUUUCGAUUAGGAGCUCGGCUCCGAUACCCCAUUACCAUAUCCAAAUUCUUAAAGAGCCCCGGCGAAGAUGUUACGAAACAAGAGUCGCUAAUGCGUUAUACUUUCAAAUACAUGCGCAAGGUUGGCGAUCCCACGAAAAACGAAGAAUACGAGGUCGAAGAAACGGGCGUCGCCGAUUGGGAUUGCCCUUCCGAAGGCAAGGUGAAACAAUGGCGGGUUAAGAUUGGAGAAGUGAUCAAGAAAGAUCAGGACCUCGUUACCAUUGAAGAAACCUGCAGUCAUGAGGUGCAAUAUGCUGGCCUUUGCGCCAUAUGCGGCAAAGACAUGAAGGAGGCGAACUACGCCAGCGAAUCGCUGGACACAGAACGCGCUACUAUCGCUAUGGUUCACGACAACAUUGCCCUCACCGUGAGCGAAGACCAAGCCACACGUGCCGAGAUGCAAUUACAGCGUCGGUUGCUGAAGGACCGCAAGCUUAGCCUAGUCGUCGACUUGGAUCAAACCAUCAUCCAUGCCUGCAUAGAUCCCACAGUAGGCGAGUGGCAGAGCGACCCUUCGAACCCGAACUAUGACGCUGUCAAAGAUGUUCGACGCUUUCAACUCGAUGAUGGUCCACGAGGAGCAACCAGCGGCUGUUGGUAUUACAUCAAAAUGCGUCCAGGCUUGGCCGAAUUCCUCGAAAAAAUCCAUCAAAUGUUUGAGUUGCACGUUUAUACGAUGGGCACGCGUGCUUAUGCUCUCAACAUUGCUAAGAUUGUUGAUCCGACACAAAAACUCUUUGGCAACCGGAUCAUCAGCAGAGACGAGAAUGAGAGCAUAACUGCCAAGAGCCUGCAACGUUUGUUCCCUGUGAGCACAAACAUGGUUGUUGUCAUUGACGAUCGAGCCGAUGUAUGGCCACGAAAUAGGCCAAAUUUGAUUAAGGUAACGCCAUAUGAUUUUUUCACAGGCAUUGGCGACAUUAAUUCUAGCUUCUUACCCAAACGCGACGAUAUUAUUGCCGCACCAUCCCCACCCCCCCCUCCUGAGCCAAAAACCCCCAACGGCAAACCUACGCAACCCAAAGUCGGCGCCCCUGAUGCUUCGAGUCCUGUCCCGGGACAAAACGAAAAGCCACUAGCCAACGGUCACGGCGACAUUGUACUUUUACAGUUGCAGGCCGAGGAACAGGAACGAACACUUGAGAAACAGCUCAAAGACCGGCCCUUGCUUCAUCUACAAGAAGAGUUGGACCGAGAGGAUGAAGAGGCUGAGAAGAAGUCUGCCGAGAGUAGUGAUAGCCCAGAUUCUGCUAUGAAUGGCGAAUCGGAGAGUCCUUCGCACCAACGACACAAGCUUCUACGCGAUGACGAUCGAGAACUAAGAUUUCUGGAGAAGCAUCUGGCCAAUUUACACCACGCAUUCUACGAACAAUACGAUGCGCGAUGUGCGAACCGUAGGGCUGAUGAGAUCGUGCCUGAUGUCAUUCCAGAUACUGGUGCUCUCUGGGCUCGUGCCACUAGAUGUUGAUGUACGCAGAACCGAGAUUGGGAUGCAGGCCGAAAGCUUUGGUGCCGAGAUAAGAACUCGGGUGGGCCAUGAGAUUACCCAUCUAGUGAUCAACAUCUCUCGCCCGCGAACUCAGAAAGUCCGUCAAGCAGCACGUAUUCCGUCGAUUAAGAUUGUGAA
Molecule: messenger RNA, 1813 nt
Organism: Hypoxylon fragiforme
Lineage: Eukaryota; Fungi; Ascomycota; Sordariomycetes; Xylariales; Hypoxylaceae
Product: HAD-like domain-containing protein
Exons: 3
Coding region: 134-1654 (506 amino acids)
Cellular component (GO): nucleus
Molecular function (GO): RNA polymerase II CTD heptapeptide repeat phosphatase activity
Source: RefSeq, a predicted model, not a curated record